AUGCCGACGAAAGGGCAAGUGAAAAUUGGGGCAAAAGAUGCAAAACAUGUAUUUAUUGAUGCUGAGAAUGAGGAAGAUUACAAAUUUAUAGCUUCAUACAACUAUGUUCAGCUUAGCGAAGACCACUCCAUGAAAAUUCAGAGAUGGAUUCCCAAUUUCAAAUCAAAUAAGAAUACAUCCCUAGCUCUAGUCUGGAUAAACCUUCCAGAUCUUCCAUGGCACUACUACGAGUGGGCAUCUCUAUGUAGGAUUGUUGGGCCUAUUGGAACUGCUAUUGUCAUGGAUAAAGCUACUCAGACAAAAACAAGACCAACGACAGCCAAGAUGAGAAUCGAGAUCGAUCUCCUGAAACCUCUAAUCACGGAUGUUCAAGUGACCAUUCAGAACCCAGAAGGUAUUGUAGAAACAUUCAAUCAAAAAAUUGAAUAUGAAACAGUCCCCCUUUUUUGCUCUCACUGCAGAAUUCAAGGACACAUAAUUGAGGGUUGUCAAAAGGCCCCCAAAACUGCUCAAGUUGAUGAUCAACCCAAGGAGAGAAAUGAUGAAGGAAUGAGCGACCAACAAAGGGCGAGUCACAACAACAAUCAAAGCAAUAAAGGAAAUGUCAAUAUUCCUAUGAUGGCCACAGAUAGCAUGGUCAAUACCAUAUAG
Molecule: messenger RNA, 651 nt
Organism: Nicotiana tabacum (common tobacco)
Lineage: Eukaryota; Viridiplantae; Streptophyta; Magnoliopsida; Solanales; Solanaceae
Source: RefSeq, a predicted model, not a curated record